UGUAGUCGAUUGUCGAUUCAGUCUGGUGCACGCGGGAGUAGCGUUUGACAGAAACGCAUAGUUUCGGCUUCUUUAUUCGGAAAGUUAAAGCAGGCCAUAUUCCGAUUGUUGUUGUGAACGGUUUUUUUGUGACUCGGUGUUGUUCUAAAAGUGAUAACGGUGAAUGUGUGGCAGUUUUGGGACUUCUUGAGAAGUUGAAGUAUCGAAAAGUAACCUUGAUCGUGGAUGCAACUGCAGUGAUGCAUAAAGGUGUGACUUUAUCCCGUGAAGCAGCGGUUGAAUAAGGAAGAAAACAUGUAACGGAACUGAGUUGUACUUCUGAUAUAUGAUAUCUAUUGGAUGCUGUACUCAAAGCGCCAGAUGAUCAUGGAUUUCAGAACUCUUUAUCUUUUGGCUCUCUGGAUCAUAUCAGUGUCUGCUCAAGAAGACUGGGAACUACACUGCAACAAAUGCCAUUGCCUCUGGGUGAGCGGCAAGAAAACUGCCAACUGCGCAGGUCGCGGUUUUGACGUCAUUCCUGAUGACCUCAGUGUCGACAUCAGAGAAAUCGAUUUCUCCAACAAUUUCUUCUACUCUCUUGAACGAGACGUAUUCAGUAAAGCCCACUUAUCAGACGUGCAGAAACUAAAACUACAAAAUUGUAGCAUAGGAAAAGUGAGUGAGUUGGCUUUUAGCAAAUUGAGGAUCAUCAUCGAACUGAACCUCGCCAUGAAUAGCAUCGAUAAGUUGGAUAAAAACUUAUUCAGAGACACCAUCAAAUUGAGAACUUUAACGCUGAGCUAUAACAAAAUCAAAGUUUUGGAAGAAGGCCUGUUUUACAACCUGACAUUCUUGCAAAAAAUUUUGUUGGACCAUAAUGAAAUUGAGAACAUUUCUGCGAAGACUUUCGAAAUCUUGCCGUCACUGAAACACAUUUCCUUGGCGCACAAUAAAAUACAACGAAUCACUUUCGAUAUGAAAGAUAAUUUGCCAAAACUUAGCAGUUUGAGUGUUGAGGGAAACCCCUGGGAGUGCGAUUGCCUUCUGCGUGAAUUCAGAAACAGUGCUCAGAAGAACAAUCUGAUAACCACCUCCAUAACGUGCCAAAACCCUCCCAGAUUGCAUGGUCGUUCGUGGUUAGAUAAUAUUAUAUUCGCGUGUGAUCCUAAAGUAGUGGAAGCUGGACCAUCCUCGACAAUUGAAGCCCGAACUUCCAACGUGACUCUAACCUGUAAAGUAAUUGGAGACCCCAUUCCAGACGUAGACUGGAUGACCAACGGAGCCAUCAUAGAACGAGACCCAAGAAGAAAUAAGCAGAAGUACAUGACUUCCAAAGACACGAUAGAUGGGGUCACGUGGAACAACCUGACCAUCAUCAGCGUAAGCUACAAAGACCGUGGCGACUACAAAUGUAUAGCCAAGAAUCCAGGCGGCGAAGAUUCCAGAAACGUCACGAUUGUCGUGCCAAGCGAUGCUUUUCUUGGACCUGGCAUGAUAGGCACCUACUCAUCCAGCACCUACUUGAUAAUCGGUUUGUCGAUAGGUUUCUUGGUGGUGUUACUCAUAGUCCUCGUCAUCCUCUUCUGUUUCUGUAGAAGAAGUACUCACGGUUUCCAUUCGAAGAGGAGGGAUAAUGAGGGUAGUACGGAGGAGUUUGGUAUGAGCACGGGGCAAGCGGAUGUGAAGAAGGGGCUAAUCACCGAUAUUAAUCCAGUCACGAAGCCACCACGCUCCACAGUGCCGCCAUCUGUUGUCAGUGGAGGAACUGAAGUGAGCGAUGUCAAGAGAAACUUAUUGGACAGCGACUCUAUGUUAGAUUGCGAUGAGGAAACCCGAUCACUUGACUUCGAUCAACCGCUGCUGCAAAAAUCGCAGAUGAUGCUGGAUUCGCCCGACUUCCGACCGAAUUACCACUACCCUCCCGAUCUCUUGCAUUUUCCAGCUCGAAUGACGCAAGUUUCCCCAGCGGGAAGUUCCGCCUCCACGGUAGCAGAUACCACACGUCUCCCGCCACACCACGGACCCCAAUCGCCUCUGCACAGCCCCAUGUACGACCAGUUGAGCUUGUACCGGACUCUGCCUCAUCUAAGGUCUCACUCACCUUUUGUUGGACCUCCAACCAGGAUACCAAGGCAGGGCUACGUGACCAUACCGCGCAGGCCCAGACAGCAGAGCUGGAGCUCGGAACCACCCAGUAUGUCGGAGUACACCGCCGAACCCCUCUAUGACAACCUGGGAAUACGAACCACCGCAGAUGGGGGGACCAGCACACUUUCUUUGAACAAAAUCGACAACCCUGCAUCCACCCCUAGGUCGAACAGGAUUUUCCCCCUCAACUCGUCCAACUGCGACCCCAUUGCCGAAAACACCGAGUCUCCCCCUAGCCAACCAGUCGCCAGUCAAACCCUUCCGAGAAAUUUGAAUUCAAAACUCACCCCUUCGAAGUUUCAGUGGACAAUGGACAAUGCCGAAGCUUUGAGAAGUCCCGAGAAGCGGAAUUCCACGGCAUCCUUACCCGCGGAUAGUGCAAAACCUACGAAAAUUCCCCCCAGACCCCCACCGAAACCUAAGAAGAGGAUGUCGACUGGUCCUUUGUUUGAGGACGAGGGAGAAGACGGGACGGAAGUGUGAGAAUGGCUUAAAUCAGUGCUCGUGGCACUGGUUGUGGCAUAAAAAUGAACAAGUAUUCGUAGGAUGUAAUAAUUAAAGUCUUUUUUGACGCAAAGUCGAGAGAGUUCAGACUUAGAAAGUGUUUCGAUGAAUGAUACAGGAUACAAAACGAUGAUCGUAGUCGGUGAUUCAUAGAGAAAUGAGAUGGAUCACAUAAUGGAAUAGCUGAAAGUUUUUCAUGUCCCACUUGAAUCAAGAUUUGCAAUUGUUUGCUCAAUAAAGUUUUGUAAAGUUAGGAAGUGAAUUAGAGAACUAUCUACAUACACGUUCUACUUCAGAAUUUCCAUAUCUCAAAUGAAAGUCACGCCACCAGAAGGAAGAUGUUAUUUUUCCUUUGACAAUAAACUUCAGUAGAUAGUUGAACGGUAAAAGAGCUCAAAAACCUAGUAUGUUCGAAUCUUAAAAUGAAUUAAUCAUAUCCUACAUACUAGAUCUGUAACACUCUUGUCAAUAGGAGUUUCACCGUUCAUUGAAUAUAAUGAAUAUGAAGCUGGUCGAUAUUUAAAUUCUAUUUCGUAACUGGUUUUUAUUCAACUCCGUGACAAUAGAUCUCUUCUAUAUUUAUUUUACUGCUAAAAUGUCAUAUUAUCGGAUCCUACUGACUGCGCCAUGUGAAUAGCUAGUCAGUUAUAUAUAGCUGAUUAAUAUUCAGUUUCGAUCUUUGUUCCCUUAAGAACAAAUCUAUACUAAAUAUAUUCAGGGUAUUUUCGGUAACACUAAAAAAAGUUAUAUCACUUGAGUCAUCAGAAGUUAAAUGCUAAUCAAUAGUUAGGUAUAGUUCAUCUCUUGACAACUUCAGUUUGUUUGGUGGAACAGUAUUUCGAAAGAGCGUUACAAUAGUAGUAUAUAGAACAGAGGACGAAUUUAUUAAACUAUUGAUGUAGUAAUAAAGUUGGUUAUGAAUGUAGAAAAGAAACCAUUGAGACAUUUUUAAAUUAUUUAAUUGUUGUUUCUUUUUUUGGAGACACAUUUACAGCUAUAUUUUAAAUAUUUUUAUAUUGUUUAUACGAAUAUUAUUUGAAAUGUUCUUAAAUGAAUUUCGUUACUUUCAAUAUAAACUCCCAAACUGACCUCAUCAAAUUUUUCCUAGUUGCUAAUGAGAUUGUCAUGUUAUUCAUCUCGAUAAUAACAAAUAUAAUAUAAGCAAUAAGUCUUUGUGCAUAAAUAUUAUUCCAGCAAGUAUUGGAUUUUCUGAAGAUCCCUGAAAAUCAUUUCAUUUUGAACGUGCCUUGAAAUGAAAAUAUAAUUGAAUCAAAUUUUGACUUCGCCAUGUUAUCAUUCUUUAUGCAUUAAUUGCGUUGCAGUGCCUAUUAUUAGGCAAUCAUUGAAGAUAAGUUGCAGAAUUCUAGUAUCCAAAAUUCCCACCUCUAUAGUAUUCAGAAAAUACUAUUUCAGAACUUUCAUCGAUUAUAUUUGUUACACUCAUAUCUAAGAAUGUAGACUAAUAUCUAUUAAUGGAGUUUCAUGCCAAUACCAAACCGUUAUUGUUAACACCUCGACACAUGUUUCAAUCACCAAGUGAUCAUCUUCAGAAGGAAGAGAAGUUCAAUCUUCCUCUUGAAGAUGGCCAUUUGGUGAUUGGAACACGUGUUGAGGUGUUGCAAAUAACUGUUUGGUUUUGAGAUAGACCUCCUGUAAUAUUCAUUACUACAGUGAAAGUUCCAAAUUAAGCAUUACUAGAUUAUUAUCGUUAAACAACUGAGCUAAAUGUUGAUGAAAUAGUGUAGCUAUAACGGUUGUUAUCCAAUAUGUAAUAAAAUUGGCCGAUACUUGAUGAAAAUUCAUAACAUAUUCAAGCCACACUUCAUUUUGACGUUCUCCAUGAAUAGUUAACAAAACUGUCCGAAUUUUCAAAAACAAUAAAGUUCAAAGUCUUCUCUACCACUGUAAGUUUCAUUUAGGAAAAACAGGAAAUAACAUAUGUAGCAGUGAGACAUGUUUCAAACCCAACUAACUGGCAAAGAUCAUUUUCAGUGAUAUGAAGAAAGGUUCAUGUGAGAAUAGAGGGGGGAGAUAUGUUACAUUGCCUCUACUUCCUCAGGUUUGUACUUUGAGGACAAAAAAGUCCAACAAUGCAUUCGUUGUGGUCUGAUGAGACCUAUGGCAAGCCAAAACGCGCUGUCUGUUGCUGAAUCAUGAAUGCUUUGUCAUUGGGCUCUGAUUUCACCAAAAAAAUUAUUUGAGUUCGCGACUGCUCUAAGACUCUAUAAAAACUACUUAGGUUUCAUCAUUUCCACCGUUUAUUCCUGUGUAGGAGAUAAAUAUAUCUUCAAUUGAUUUGAUUUCAAAUUUCUAUGAAUAAUUUGGCAGCCUCCUAAGAAUAUAAUUAGGAUACUUUGUUCUAUCCCUAUUAACGAAGAUUGCUCUGAAAAAAUAGUGGCCUACUCGGCCACUAUUUUUCUCAACAUUCCAGUUCAAUGUACAUAUUAACAUGUCAGUAGAUGAUUAUAGUAUGUGCUAUGGUUUUGUCAUAAUAAUGAAAUAGCAUCCCCAUUUUGAUUUCAGUGUUAUAACAAAUUAUAAACAACAAAAAUGAUCAUUUUUCAAAAUCUGAAUAAUCAAAAACGUCAAAAUAUGCCACAUUUUGUAACUUGCCAGUGUUUUUUUAGUUUGUUCAGUUUUUGAGAAACUUAUUUAUUAACAAUGUAGGUUACCUCUAAAUUUCUCGCGAUGGUCGUUUUGUAUCUUGUAUUGACUUCCUUUCUGAACGUAGGGUCAAGGACUCCGAAAUAAAUUAAAUAUACUACAUAGGAAUGGAAUUAUGAUAAAGUGCCUUAAAUAAACGAACAGAAAAGUGGUUAAUGUAACUUCUCAUACUAUAAAAAUGUUUGCUUUGAGUCCCCUGAAUGUACUGCAUGUUUCCCUACGGGCUUCCACUUCGACUGACGCUAUGAACAUUUAUAAAGUGCAAAGUAGAUUUUCGUAUUUAUUCCUAUUUUUUGUAUUAAGUGAGAAUCGAAUUAUUUGAUGUAUAAUUGACCAAUAAUUUUAGUCGUUAUCCACAACAUAGUCUCCCAUGGGGUGAACCCCAACCGUUAAUGUCACUUCAUUGGUCGGCAUUUUCACACAUUCCAGUAUUGAAUAAUUUUGUAUGAUUUUCUGCAAAUCAUCCAAUUUUGAUCUCAUUAAUGUAUCAUAUUAAUUGGUAAUCAUAUAUUGUGUAAUGAUAGCUAUUUUGGAGAUAAUUCCAUGAAGGGAUGAAAUUGAGAUUUUUUUUAUAUAUAACAAAAGUAUUAUAAUUCAUCAUGAACCCAAUGUAAUACAAUAUUGGCAUAAAAGUGCAAAAUUGUAGGUAACUUUAUAAUGAAUAUGAAAAAAAUCUACUAAAAGAGCUAAAGAAUUUAUUUGAAAAUAAAUAUUUUCUCAGUUGGAACUCUGAAAUUUUAAUGAGCUGAUGAAGAAAACUGAAAAUACAAUUUUGUAUGGGUUCUCUCCACAAAAUUUUCGAGGCGAUCCUUUUUGAUUCAAGUGAAAAUCUAUGUGAUGACUAAUACUUGAUCAGAUACUGUGGUAGACAUCAACAGUGGUGUUUUCGUUAACUGUCAGGAGCAAAAACUGAAUGCUGAGCUAGGCGUUCAGUCGUUUUUAUAAUUUCAAAGGGUAGUGAGGCAUAUGCUUACUCCUGAUUGGUCUUCACUUUUACUAAAUAGUUCUAAUUGGUCCGCAGUAUCACACGUUGUUCUGAUUGGUUCAUGUUGUUGACAGGUAUGCUACUGUUAAAAUGUAGAUGGGAGUUGUAUUCUAACCUGUGUCAUUGUGAAAAAUUGCCUUCAUAAUAGUUCUACUUUUACACAAUCAUCUGUAACUAUGUAGGAACUCAGAGUAUUGACUCGAAAUGUUUCUCAUUGUGUAUAUAUGUAAUGAAACUUACUCCAUCUAAGGAUUUUGGUUCAGAAACAUUCCAAUUCUUAAUUUAUUGAUCUCAUGUCCAACAUAUUGGAGUUUUUUCCUCCCACAUAGAAUUUCUCAGCUGGACCCAAUCAAUCAAUAAAUUAUGCACAAAUUCCACAUGAGAACCUUGUACUUUAUAUAAAUAUUCUAGUAUUGUCAAUCAAUCAUUCCACAAAGCUGAAUCCUACCAUAUUUUGGUUCAUUCGGAUACAAACUCUUCUCUUCAUGAUUUAUCACUACAAUGUGAAAUGAGUUGAAAAUAUUUUUAUUUUUGUUCUUUGUUAAUUAUUUAUUCUCAUUUCCCAGUGAAGCUAUACUUGUCUAGAGUUAGCCUGGGACAAUAAUGAAUUCAUGUAAUCAUGCAUAGAGAAAACAUAAUAAAAAAAAUAUCACUUAUUUGUGAAACUCAUUCCGAUUUGUCUUAGUUGCAAACCAGAUUUGAGUAUUUUUACUACUAUAAUUUGUAUUGCAGAACUGCUCAAAACAUUCAAAAUGAGCUUGUUUCUCCUUGUGAAAUGCUAAUGUCUAAUCACUGGUGUGAUUAUUUCUGCCAAAUGAGCAUUAUUCCACAAAAAAGUUUUUGUAUUGAUCAAAAAACAUAGACCCCAAAUUUUUUUCGGUUGAAUUUUUCGAAAAUUACGAAAUAAUCAAGAAAAAUAUUAGGGAGUGGUUAAUAGCGAUGUAAAGAUUUUUUUGUGUGCGACCUGUUUGCCAGAGUCGUUUUGAACAUUUUAUUUGGAUAACUGCCACCUUUAAGCAAAGAAGAUUGAAUUGUUUUUGGUACUAUUGCUGCAGAUACUCCACUCAAUUGAAAUCCAAUUGGAUUUCCUUCUAAUUUCUCUUCUUUAGUGAAUAUGAAUAUUGGAAUAUUUUGAGACACAAAAUCAGAAGCAAUAUUUCAAAAGAAGAGACCAACUAUUCCAAACUUUCAUAGGGUUGUAUGAUCAUUUUAUUGCUUUGAAUCAAAGAAGUAAUGGACAUACUUGAAAAACACAGAUUUUUUACUUGAACAACUAAGAGUGAUUUUUUAACGAUUGGAUUAGCUGUCACGUGACAUUUUUACAUGGUAACUCUGCUGGAAAACUUUAGAGAAGAACCUGUUUAUGAUGGAAUAAUUCGAGUUCCUCUCAAGGAGAAAUUUUUGAAUGCUAACCAAACAGAAGCCAGUUAAGUCGCCAAACUUACUUGAUGCAUUCCAUUUUCUCUCCCCCUCUAUAUCUCUACCUCUCUGAAGACCUGUUCAUCAGCUAUAAUAUCUAAACAUAUUCUUUCUAGUCUUAACAUUGUUAACAAAGGAUUCAGCAUUGAGUAAAAGGGAAAUUGAUAAAUGACGACUUAUUAUUGAAAAAAUAAUUUGUAUGUUGUUAAUGCUACUAGAGCUAUUAUCACAUUUAUCAUUAGUCACUUGAAAUAUUGUUGAAUUAUCAUCUUCAUCAGGUAUGUAAUAACUUUGAAAAAUCCCCUAUAGACAUUUUCAGUGUUCUCAAUUACUGAAGUGACAUUGCAACUGUUUAAAAAUAACUUGGAGUUGCCAGUAUAGAGAACUCUCUGUAACUAUCCUUCACCAUGGGACAGACUAUGUUGCAGAUAACUCAAUUGUAGCUAUCAUUAACCUGAAGUAAAGCAGGUACCAGAACAAUUAUUAUGUGAUGUGAGAAUAAAAAUAAUGUUAGGUUUUAAUUUCAAACGAGUUUCUUGCUCAAUUUUUGUUGAAUGUGAUGUAUACUUAACUACAAAUAUUUUUCAGGAAACAAGUUCUUGAUGCACUGUAAAUAACUGAUGAACAAUCUUCUUUCUCAUAAUAUGUACAGUAUGAAGUAUAAAUCCUUAAUGGCGAUAUAAAUAUAUAAUUUUCAA
This is a messenger RNA of Leptinotarsa decemlineata (Colorado potato beetle), 8397 nucleotides long. It is a transcript of the gene kek5, whose product is annotated as leucine-rich repeat, immunoglobulin-like domain-containing kekkon 5 protein. Lineage: Eukaryota; Metazoa; Arthropoda; Insecta; Coleoptera; Chrysomelidae. Gene Ontology annotation, molecular function: protein binding. The record is from RefSeq and is a predicted model, not a curated record.